Seriola dumerili (greater amberjack) is the source of this 2406-nucleotide messenger RNA. It is a transcript of the gene ackr5, whose product is annotated as G protein-coupled receptor 182. Gene Ontology annotation, biological process: G protein-coupled receptor signaling pathway. The record is from RefSeq and is a predicted model, not a curated record. The transcript has 2 exons. Gene Ontology annotation, molecular function: G protein-coupled receptor activity. Gene Ontology annotation, cellular component: membrane. NCBI's taxonomy places the organism in Eukaryota, Metazoa, Chordata, Actinopteri, Carangiformes, Carangidae. Bases 355 to 1443 code for a protein of 362 amino acids.
AAUUUUGAGAAACACUUUUAUGUUUGAACACAUUGUUUUCAAACUGCAAUUAACUUUGACUCCCUUUAGUUGUGUGUGGGUGUCCCUGGACUUCUAUACCACUUCCCAUUACCCACUGAGGAUGUCCUGUUAGAUCAGUGUGAGUGUGCGAGUGUGUGUGUGUGCGUUAAUGAGAAAUGGGAGGGUAGAAAGUCCGGGCUGCUUGAUUACUCAGAUAGCCCUCAACAUUAGAGCUGGAAGGAGUCAUCUGGUGUCUGCAGGCUUCGCACAAAAAAGACUCUCCAGAAGACAUCCAGGCCUCAGGAGGGACCUGCCCCUCUUCAUCUCCAGCACACUCAUCAUCACCGCGAGACCAUGAGCACUCCCGAGCAGAACCACUCAAUAGACCACUUAAAUGGCACACCGUGGUUUGUCUAUGAGUGCACCAUCCAGCUCGAUGCGGACUACCGGCGCAUCGCCCUCUUCUUGGUCUACCUGUUCGUCUUCAUGGUGGGCCUGCUGGAGAACGCACUGGUCGUCUGGGUGAACUGGCGUCGGCGCCACUCUGCCAACGGGGUUCUCUUCUGCGUCAUCAACGUGAGCCUGUCGGACCUGAUGGUGAUUGUGAUCCUGCCAUUCUUCAUAAUGGAGGUGACCAUGGACAGGGUUUGGCUGUGGGGCCGCUUCCUCUGCAAGGUCACCAACCUCAUCUACGUGAUCAACUUCUACAGCAGCACCUUCUUCCUGGCCUCCAUGACCCUGGAGCGCUACCUGUCCCUAACCAGACCCUCGUCUCCGUCCCUGUUCCCUGUGGCGGGCCGGCGGCGCUGGGUGCUCUGCGGAGGCCUGUGGGUGUUCUCCUUUUUCCUGGCUCUGUUGGAGAACGUCCACAUGGAUCUUCUGGAGUGGGAUGAGCCCGGCUGUUACAUGGUGCCUGAGUACAACUACAUCGAAUGGUACAUCUGCGUGUCUUUCCUCAGCCUGCUCUUCCAGUUCCUGGGCCCUGCUGCUGUCAUCAUCACCUGCAACGUGCUGAUCGCUCGAGCAGUUAGAACAGCUCCAGAUGUGCAGGGCCGGCGGGACGUGUGGCUGGUGCAUGUGUACUCCCUGGUGUUCAUCAUGUGCUGGCUGCCCUACCACAUGGUUAUGUUCCUCAUGAUCAUAGACGACCUCGACCCUCACAUCUUCAGCUGCAACACAAUAGAAGUCCUCUACUUCUCAUUCAGCUUGGUGCAGGGCCUGUCUCUUUUCCACUGUGUUGCCAACCCCAUCCUCUACAACUUCCUCAGCAAGAGCUUCCGCAACAACCUGAUCAACAGGGUGGUGACCUGCUUACCCAGAGAAGAGCCUGCGGACCAGGUGGGAUCAGGAAACCAGCCCAACGCUCCGAAUGGCGGCGGGGACCCGAGAAAGCAGCGAAAGUUGAGCAACACCAGCACAAGCCAGUCUGAUGUUGGAUCAUAAGAAAGAAGCUGAGAUAAGAAAAGAGUGUAAGCUUCAGGAGUGAGACGUUUGACAGAACCGAAUCCAGUGUUGGUGCCUCAGAAAUGGGCUCACCAACACCUUCAUCUCAUAAUCCACUUCCUGUUUUUACUUUCAUCAUGUAUCUGAUCACAGUUUUACACAGAGGAAGGCAGGAAAUGUUUGAUGUUCUUUUUUUUUUCUUUUCUUUUUUUGUUUUACCCUCAAAGCUGCUCAAAUCCCACAGGAACUCACAGCAGCAGCCACUAAAAUUUAAUGGUACACGGGAAGACCAGUGCCACACCAGGAAUGUGUGUAAACAAAUGCUGCUGUCUGUCCAGUGCCAGAUAAGAGCCAUCCUCAUACCCAUAUAAACAUGUGAAAAUGUUGAAUAGCCCAUAGCACACACAGAUAAAUUAUAGCUCACAUUUAUCGGUUUCUUAGCUGCUGUAGUCUAACAAUUUCUGUUAAAACGCAAUAAAACGCAAUCAAACACUGUUUGUAUCCAUCUGAGCUGCAAAACCUGAGUUGAGCUUUCUACUUUUGUUAUCGUGAUAGAGUAGAGCGAUGGAAAAAGCAUGUUUGGAAGCUUAACGUGUUUGUUUUACUGAGUUUGCUGUUCUUGCACUUGGCUAUCUCCCUUCUUGCACAUACUGUUGAUCUUUAUUACAUCUACUUCCAUCUGGAAUGUGUCACAUUCAACGCUUAAAUGAUAAAGAAAGCAGAAAAAAGGAAAAGGGGGACUGUCAGUCCACAGAUGGCACAAUGGCAGGAAAAGACAAGGCUUUAAAAAGGGCAAAGGUCACGAGCCCCUGGAAGCAGGAGGUUCACAACACUACGCAGAUUUCUGCAAGUUCAUCACUGGAAUUCUGAUGAUGGAUGAAUUUUUUUGGUUCAGGACAUUGUAAAAGAAAAAAGGUUGUCCAAAACAGACUUUUGAAAAAUCAUUAAAGGUUUAUAACAGUU